This is a messenger RNA of Melampsora larici-populina 98AG31, 165 nucleotides long. RefSeq lists its product as uncharacterized. The record is from RefSeq and is a predicted model, not a curated record. Lineage: Eukaryota; Fungi; Basidiomycota; Pucciniomycetes; Pucciniales; Melampsoraceae. Bases 1 to 165 code for a protein of 54 amino acids. The transcript has a single exon.
AUGGCUUGUCCUUUUCACGACACUUUGAUCAAACGGGCUUCAAUCAGUAACAUAGGCGUUUUUGAUAUCACGCUGGUGUCCAUGAGUCUUGCUCGUGAGUUUGGCUGUCUCUCAAUAUACCUAAUCAAUAACGUAACAAACAUUCCAUAUUACCUCUAUAUCUAA